Messenger RNA from Electrophorus electricus (electric eel), 3287 nucleotides. It is a transcript of the gene copb2, whose product is annotated as COPI coat complex subunit beta 2. NCBI's taxonomy places the organism in Eukaryota, Metazoa, Chordata, Actinopteri, Gymnotiformes, Gymnotidae. The record is from RefSeq and is a predicted model, not a curated record. Gene Ontology annotation, cellular component: COPI vesicle coat. Gene Ontology annotation, molecular function: protein binding; structural molecule activity. Gene Ontology annotation, biological process: intra-Golgi vesicle-mediated transport; endoplasmic reticulum to Golgi vesicle-mediated transport; retrograde vesicle-mediated transport, Golgi to endoplasmic reticulum.
CACGUCACCGCUUCCACAAACACGUCUCGGGAAGUUCCACGUCACUCGUGUCCGUGUGAGCCUCUGCAGCGAAGACGAGAAUCUCGACACGUCGGAGGGUUUAGAUCGGCAGAGUUACGGCUGAAGAGAGCAGAGCAACGCCAAAGAGAACAUGCCUCUCCGGCUGGACAUCAAGCGCAAGCUCACGGCUCGGUCCGACCGCGUCAAAAGCGUGGACCUCCACCCCACCGAGCCGUGGAUGCUGGCCAGCCUGUACAACGGCAGCGUGUGUGUGUGGAACCACGAGUCGCAGACUUUGGUGAAGACGUUUGAAGUGUGUGACCUGCCGGUAAGGGCUUCGAAGUUUGUUGCCAGAAAAAACUGGGUGAUAACCGGAGCAGAUGACAUGCAGAUCCGUGUUUUCAACUACAACACGUUGGAGCGGGUGCACAUGUUUGAGGCACACUCGGACUACAUCCGCUGCAUAGCAGUGCAUCCCACUCAGCCGUACGUCCUCACCAGUAGCGAUGACAUGCUCAUUAAACUCUGGGACUGGGAGAAGAAGUGGUCAUGCAGUCAGGUGUUUGAGGGCCACACACACUACGUCAUGCAGAUCGUCAUCAACCCCAAAGACAACAACCAGUUUGCCAGUGCGUCACUGGACAGAACCAUCAAGGUGUGGCAACUGGGCUCGUCGUCCCCCAACUUCACCCUGGAAGGCCACGAGAAAGGGGUUAACUGCAUUGAUUACUACAGCGGUGGGGAUAAGCCCUACCUCAUUUCAGGAGCAGACGACAGGUUGGUGAAGAUCUGGGACUACCAGAAUAAGACGUGUGUGCAGACGCUAGAGGGCCACGCCCAGAACGUGUCAUGCGUGAGCUUCCACCCUGAGCUGCCCAUCAUCGUCACGGGGUCCGAGGACGGCACGGUGCGGAUCUGGCACUCCAGCACCUACCGGCUGGAGAGCACGCUGAAUUAUGGCAUGGAGCGCGUGUGGUGCGUGUGCGGCCUGCGCGGCUCAAACAACGUGGCGCUCGGCUACGACGAGGGCAGCAUCAUCAUCAAGCUCGGCCGCGAAGAGCCAGCCAUGUCCAUGGACACCAAUGGGAAGAUCAUCUGGGCCAAGCACUCGGAGGUGCAGCAGGCCAAUCUGAAGGCCAUGGGUGAGGCUGAGAUCAAGGACGGAGAGAGGCUUCCUCUGGCGGUCAAAGACAUGGGCAGUUGCGAGAUCUACCCUCAGACCAUUCAGCACAACCCCAACGGACGGUUUGUGGUGGUGUGCGGAGACGGCGAGUACAUCAUCUACACGGCCAUGGCUCUGAGGAACAAGAGCUUCGGCUCGGCCCAGGAGUUCGUCUGGGCCCAUGACUCCUCCGAGUAUGCCAUCCGAGAAAGUAACAGCGUGGUUAAGAUUUUCAAAAACUUCAAGGAGAAGAAGUCCUUCAAGCCAGACUUUGGAGCGGAAGGUAUCUACGGCGGGUUCCUGCUGGGUGUCCGCUCUGUGAACGGCUUGGCCUUCUACGACUGGGAGAACACGGAGCUGAUCCGCCGCAUCGAGAUUCAACCCAAACACAUCUUCUGGUCUGACUCCGGAGAGCUGGUGUGUAUCGCCACGGAGGAGUCCUUCUUCAUCCUCCGCUACCUGGCCGAGAAAGUGGCCGCAUCACAAGAGUCCAACGAGGGCGUGACGGAGGAUGGCAUAGAGGACGCCUUCGAGGUCCAAGGGGAGAUACAGGAGAUUGUAAAGACUGGCUUGUGGGUGGGUGAUUGCUUCAUCUACACCAGCUCUGUCAACAGACUAAACUAUUACGUCGGAGGAGAAAUCGUCACCAUCGCUCAUCUGGACAGGACCAUGUACCUGCUGGGCUACAUUCCAAAGGACGAUCGUCUGUACCUGGGAGACAAAGAGCUGAACAUCGUCAGUUACUCGCUCCUGGUAUCAGUGCUGGAGUACCAGACGGCCGUCAUGCGCCGAGACUUCGGAAUGGCUGACAAGGUUCUCCCCACCAUCCCGAAGGAGCAGAGGACCAGGGUGGCCCACUUCCUGGAGAAGCAGGGCUUCAAACAGCAAGCUCUGGCCGUGUCCACUGACCCUGAGCACAGGUUCGAGCUCGCGCUGCAGUUGGGGGAACUGAAGAUCGCCUACCAGCUGGCUGUGGAAGCAGAGUCAGAGCAGAAGUGGAAGCAGCUGGCCGAGCUGGCCAUCAGCAAGUGCCAGUUCGGGCUGGCGCAGGAGUGCCUGCACCACGCCCAGGACUACGGCGGCCUGUUGCUGCUGGCGACCGCCUCCGGCAACGUCACCAUGGUGAGCAAGCUGGCGGAGGGCGCCGAGCGUGACGGCAAGAACAACGUGGCCUUCAUGACUUACUUCCUGCAGGGCAAGCUGGACCAGUGCCUGGAGCUGCUGAUCCGGACCAACCGCCUGCCCGAGGCAGCGUUCCUCGCCCGGACCUACCUCCCCAGCCAGGUGUCCAGAGUGGUAAAGCUGUGGAGAGAGAGCUUGUCUAAAGUGAACCAGAAGGCCGCUGAGUCACUGGCUGACCCGACCGAGUACGAGAACCUGUUCCCAGGCCUGAAGGAGUCCUUCGUUGCCGAGCAGUACCUCCGCCAGACGUGUCUGGGCAAGAGCCGGCCCGCCACCGACUACCCCCUCGUCACCCCCAACGAGGAGCGUGUUGUGUUGGAGGAGGCCAGUGGGUACCAGCCCCACGGCGUGUUCCCCAGCCCCGCACAGACCACCGGCCCCGACGAGGAUGCGGACAUGGAUCCCGCCAUCUCUGCCCUGGUCCGGAUUGUUGCCUCGUCUUCUGCUGCCAGUGCAGCUGCCUCACACCCUGAACACACCAAGGACACGGAGAAGCCCGGCACGCCAGACAGUGACCUAAAGGAAAAGACUCUGGAGGAACUGGAGGAUGACUUGGACAACCUGGAGCUCGACGACAUCGACACCACAGACGUCAACCUGGACGACGACUUCCUGGACGACUGAAGGCCGAACCCUACAGUACAAACUAUAAUUUAAGAGACCAAGGCCUUUGUCUUCUCUGCUCCGUCGCCGUCUGUCUUGCCGGUCCUCCAGAGCUGCAGCCUCGCAGCAGGAACGUGUGUCCAGUGUGCGCCCAGGUGAAGAAGACUGGACACGUGCCACCUGAUACACGGAGACCUGCGUGUGUCUUCUCGAGUUUUUGUAUGUGACGCAGGACCUUUAAAAUCUUUUUUUCUUGCUUUUCCUAGACAUCAAAGUGUAUAUUUUACCUUCAGUCCCAAUUAAUCUAGUUACUCAUAAUAAACCACCAUCAAUCUCCACA